AUGGGCCAAGGGUUCUCUCUCGCUACGCCGUCGGCUGGCGCGGCAGGCAUAGAUAUUGCGCAGCUGCAGGACAUUCAGUACGAAAAAGGUAUAGGAAAUGCACGCUUCAUGAAGAGCAUCCGGGGGAGACAUGAGCACGGCGUGGUGCUGGUCAAGGUGCUAGUGAAGCCCUACCCGGAGGCGUUGGCGGGCGUUCCCAAUGCAUUAGGCUUCCAGCGCAUCAUCGAGACGGAGACGAACGGAUAUCUGGUGCGACAGUUUAUGUACAACUCGCUCUAUGACCGCAUGAGCACGCGGCCAUUUCUGGAGGACAUCGAGAAGAAGUGGCUGGCGUUCCAGCUUCUCUGUGCCCUGCGAGACUGCCACGCGCGCGACGUCUACCACGGCGACAUCAAGGCCCAGAAUGUGCUCGUCACGUCGUGGAACUGGCUGUACUUGACCGACUUUUCAUCCGCCUACAAGCCCAUCAUGCUCCCGGACGACAACCCCGGCGACUUUUCCUAUUUUUUCGACUCGUCAGGCCGGCGGACGUGCUACAUUGCGCCUGAGCGCUUCUACUCAUCCAGCGAGCCCCCGCCGCAGAAGCCCAAGAUGACAUGGGCCAUGGACGUCUUCAGCGCAGGAUGUGUUAUAGCCCAGCUGUUUCUCGAGUCGGAAAUCUUCAGCCUCGCCCAGCUGUACAAGUACCGGCGCGGCGAGUAUGACCCCGUCAUUACUCACCUGAGCGUAAUCUCGGACAAGGACGUGCGCGACAUGAUUGCCCACAUGAUCCAGCUUGAUCCCGAGAGGCGGUAUUCGGCUGAGCAAUAUCUCGACUUUUGGAAAGAUAAAGUCUUCCCCAGCUAUUUCUACAACUUCCUGCACCAGUACAUGGAGCUGAUUACGGAUCCGUCGUCGGGGAAUAGCCCAAUGUCGGGUGCUGAGAAGAACUUGGGCGAGUCGGAUAACCGCAUCGACAGGAUCUACAAUGACUUUGACAAGAUUUCAUACUUCUUGGGCUAUCAAGCCGAGAAGCAGACAUCAGGGCCGAUAAUGCCCAAGUCGAGGCUGGGGUUGGACCAUUUCCCGGUGAGGUUGAGUAUCCCGACUCACGAACACGCUGUCUCUGCGGAUCUCGAGCCGCCCGAGGACGACGGAACGCUCAUCUUCCUGACGUUGGUAGUCUCGGCUAUGAGGACGACGGCCCGGGCUGCGUCUAGAAUCAGGGCGUGCGAUUUGCUGUUGGCGUUUGCAGAAAGGCUGACCGACGAGGCCAAACUGGACAGAGUACUGCCGUAUCUGAUGACGCUCUUGCGUAAAGAGGAGACGGACAUGGUGCUCGUGACUGUAAUACGAGCCGUCACUCAGCUGCUGCAGCUGGUACGGAUGACCACGCCGAUAAAUUCGCACGUUCUGGUUGAAUAUGUCCUGCCCCGGAUGGAGAUUGCUCUCGGAACAAAGUCGUGGACGCCCAACUCUCUGGUACGGGCGACCUAUGCGUCCUGUAUAGGUAGCCUCGCUUCUACUGCUCAGCGUUUUCUGGAAAUGGCAUCAAGCCUUAGGGCGGACGGAUCAAUGCCGAUUACCGACCCGGAGGUAGAGCCUGGAACUGAUGGCGCUGCUGCCAACUUUGAGAGCAUGUUCGAUAAUGCAAACAGACAGCUUUUUGAGAUUCUUGAGAGCCAUACGAAGCAGCUCGUCGAGGACCCGGAUGUCCAUGUUCGACGAGCAUUCCUGACAUCGGUGCCGGAACUCUGCAUGUAUUUCCAGGAUAAUUCUAAUGACAUCCUGCUUACGCACUUAAUCACCUAUCUGAACGACAGGGACUGGAUGCUGAAGAGUGCCUUCCUAGACACCAUUGUGGGCAUUGCAACUUUCAUAGGAAGCACCAGCCUCGAAGAAUUCAUACUACCUCUCAUGGUUCAGGCUUUGGCGGAUCCGGAGGAGAGUGUGGUGCGGUCAGCUUUGCAUUCGCUAGCUCAACUUGCAGGCCUGGGACUACUGUCCAGGUCAAAGAUCUGGGAACUGGCAGACUUGAUAGGGCGGCUCACCAUGCACCCAAACAUGUGGAUCAGAGAAUCUGCAGCAGAGUUCCUAUCCAUGGCUGCCAAGUUCUUAUCCCAGGCCGAUGUGCAGUGCAUAUUGCUGCCGAUGGUUAGGCCAUAUCUCAAGAUAGAGUCCCUUACCGACUUUUCUGAGCUAAAUCUUCUUGACUCCUUGAAGAAGCCUCUUCCCCGGCAAGUCUUUGAUCAGGCGUUGACUUGGGCUGCCAAGACGGAUAGGGGGGUGUUCUGGAAGUCAGUCUUGGGAAAACGGAUGUUAUCGAACCAAGUGGCGCUGGCCUCGGCGGCUCGAACAUCCAAGGAGUUGAUGCCUUCUUCCACGAGCAAAAUUAGCCGCAAUGAAGAGGAUGAGCAAUGGCUCGAGAAACUAAGGAAUUUUGGACUGAGGGCCGAAGAUGAGAUGAAAUUUCUGGCCUUGUGUGAAUAUAUAUGGCGGCUUAGCAAGAGCAAGACGCGAGACACUGGCGUCGUCACGCCCACCGCUGAAGAUGAGAUUAUGCCUACGGGAUUUGUUCAGCUGAAGGAGUUGGGUGUGUCUAUUCAGACGGUGUUUUUCGACGAAGGCCCCCUAAAGGACCCCUCUGCCGCUCUGCCGGACCUGGAGCCCACACCCCCCAUAGCCGGGCCAUAUACGAUCGCGGAUGCGUUAUUGGACGCUUCCAUGACGAUAGACGAUACAGUCGGUAAGAAGAAGCGUCUCCAUUCUCAUAAGAGGGUACACAGCAUAGGCCCUUUGCCUUCUCGCAGCACGGGACGCCUGUUGUCUCCUACUGGGAGCGGAAGGGCUAGCUCUACCGAUUCUCGGAUGGCACUGAAUUCUCCUCUCGGGCCCGGAGAUGAUUCCGUGUCUAUCAAGGACGGAUCAUAUUCUUCUCGCAGAGGCAUCCGGCACCAGUCAAGUGCCCUCAGCCUCUUGGAUCGCAAGGACGGCCACAAGUCUAUCCCAGAGACUGGGACCAGCGAUACCAAUGCCUUUGGGCAGGUGGAAGGGCCUUUUACCCAGACGGCGCCGGUGAAAGCCAUUUCUCGGCCGAGCACAGAAGGCGGCGAAGCUUCCCGUCUGAGGCAGGUGAGGCAUAGCUACGAAGGAACAGAUCCCCAUGUUCGACGAAUGCUCGAUAAUAUGUACGUCGAAAACUUCCCUCGCGACGUGCUAGAAUUUGGACCAAUGGUCCAGCCCAUCUCUGGGGAUAAGAGUAGAUCGGUCAACGUCCCGGGCGCGGAUCCUCCCUGGAAGCCCGACGGGCAUCUCGUGGCGACGUUUGCGGAGCACCGCGGACCCAUUAACCGUGUCAUUCCAUCUCCGGAUCACAUCUUCUUCAUCACGGGCGGCAACGACGGUACGGUAAAGGUGUGGGAUACGCAGCGGCUUGAGCGCAACAUCACGAACCGGUCUCGGCAGACUUACAAACAUGGCGAAGGUGCUCGCGUCGUUGCCCUCUGCUUCGUUGAAAACUCACACUGCUUCGUCAGCUGUGCGUCCGAUGGCAGUGUUCACGUAGUCAAGGUUGACACGGUUCCCACUAGUGGUGUUAUUAGAUAUACCAAGCUGCGGGUGUUGCGGGAAUACCAGCUACCGGAAGGCGAAUAUGCAGUGUGGUGUGAGCAUUUUAAGCAAGAACAAAGCUCCAUUCUUGUGCUCGCCACCAAUCUAUCGAGGAUCCUCGCCAUGGAUUUGAGAACCAUGACUUUGCUCUACGUGCUGGAAAACCCAGUCCAUCACGGAACGCCAACGUGUUUUUGUGUUGACAAGAAGAGAAACUGGCUGUGCGUGGGGACUUCCCAUGGAGUUGUCGACCUAUGGGAUCUCCGAUUCAAGAUGAGGCUCAAGGGAUGGGGUGUGCCCGGGAAGGGAUCUAUUUAUCGGAUUUGCGUGCAUCCCAACAAGGGCAGAGGCAAAUGGAUUUGUGUCGCUGGAGGAACUGGCCAAGGCGAGGUUACGGUCUGGGACCUGGAAAAGACGACCUGCAGAGAGAUUUACCGAACUGGUGGCAAUAAGGAUGGCCAGAAGGGAUACACUGCGUGGGAAGUCGAUGAAGAUAAGCCUGAAGGAAUGCUUGGUCGCUUCGCCACAAAUCUUGAGAUGAGCGACAUGGGAAACGCAGAUCGAGGGGUACGGGCAAUGGUUGUGGGCACAGGAACGUCGGAGGACUCUCGCGAGGUCCGCCAUGCGUACAUGCUCACGGCAGGGUCCGAUAAACGACUCAGAUUCUGGGACAUUUCUCGAAUCGAAAACUCUUGCAUCUACAGCGGUCUCCAGCCCGACGAAGUUCCGCCCACAUAUGCGAGCACGCAUCCGACGACAUCGAUGACGCUCAACACGGAGCGGUUCGCAAGGCAUGCGGCGUCUGCGCCUAAUGCGGGGACCGGAUCUAGGCAGAAGGCCCCCAGGUCGACGGUGAUUUCCAUGCAACAGCAGCAGUUGUUAAAGUCGCACCUAGAUUUGAUCAUGGAUGUGGCGAUUCUGGAGUAUCCGUAUUCGAUGAGCGUGUCUGUGGAUCGAUCUGGCGUGGUUUAUGUGUUUCAAUAGAAGAUUUUUUUUUUGAUUUUAUUGUUUAGAUAGCGGAAGCUCUUGUUCGAGCUUGGGUUUGGGCUAUGGCAAAAGGAGGGAAAUGGAUUGAUUGGAGUUGCAUCUUUUAGAUGGGUAGAGCUACCUCCGUGUAUUUUAUACGUUCUCUGCAUGAGGCGAGGCAUGGGUGUUGUGUGGGCUAUACCUGCAGCGUUUUGGGGCAGAUAAGCGGCUGAUGAUCAACAAUUAUGAUUGAUUAUGCU
Molecule: messenger RNA, 4814 nt
Organism: Trichoderma virens Gv29-8
Lineage: Eukaryota; Fungi; Ascomycota; Sordariomycetes; Hypocreales; Hypocreaceae
Exons: 2
Coding region: 1-4572 (1523 amino acids)
Biological process (GO): protein phosphorylation; macroautophagy; autophagy of peroxisome
Cellular component (GO): phosphatidylinositol 3-kinase complex, class III, type II; nucleus-vacuole junction; phosphatidylinositol 3-kinase complex, class III, type I
Molecular function (GO): protein binding; protein serine/threonine kinase activity; ATP binding
Source: RefSeq, a predicted model, not a curated record